Messenger RNA from Gaeumannomyces tritici R3-111a-1, 1228 nucleotides. RefSeq lists its product as hypothetical. The record is from RefSeq and is a predicted model, not a curated record. NCBI's taxonomy places the organism in Eukaryota, Fungi, Ascomycota, Sordariomycetes, Magnaporthales, Magnaporthaceae. Bases 68 to 490 code for a protein of 140 amino acids. The transcript has 2 exons.
CGAACUUGGAAGCUUUUGUCCAGGUCGAUUGGCCUCUGCGCCCACGCCAUCGCCUCGCAGCUACUGCAUGCAGACAUCCCCCUCAUCCUAUCCGGUAAUCCCCUUUCCCACCUCUCCAUGCCCCCGAACGACCCGUCUUGGGAAGGUUGCAGUGAUGGAUGGUCGGGGAGAGGCUCAGCCUGCCAGACCGGGGCGCUCAAGCAGGCAAAAAACCACAAGGACCAAAAAAAUGUUGAAGUGCUUCUACGCGCGUUCCACGACUUGUUCUGUGGGGCUCGCCGCCGCUUCCUCCUUGUCCGGACAUCCCGUGACAAGGAAGCAGGGCGUUUCGGACGCAUUACAACGCUCGCCGUUUUGGGAAAUUGUCGCUGCUCCGCUGGCCGCACCGCCGAAUGAGGAGUUGGAGGAGGAGGAGGAGCCAUCGUGUGUGGUUGGCUGCCCUGCCUUGUGUCUGCCCCGGCCGCCGCGCCUUUGCGUCCCCAGUCGAUGACGCGACAAAUCCCCCAUAGGCAGGUGUUGGAGAGGGAGGCGGAGCCGACAGGGCAUGGGCCAGAGGCAGCCGCUAUCGCCUUCACCCUCCCCGAUGGCGGCGCGGCUCCAUCUUGGGAUCGAAUCGUAAACUCCUCCCACAGGUUCCUGAACCGGAUAUGCCGCCCAGCUCCCCUCUGGAGGAGGCGCCAUUUCGUAAUAGGCAAGUCGAAAGAGCAACCCCCCGGCUGCCUUGCUCGUAUCUUGUUCUUUGGGCUUCUAGCGGCCGACUUGGCCAGCCCUCCCGGUGGAGAUGGCAUCAUGCUUGCGCUUGCCUCGCCCCUGUUUCUAUUGCGUUUUUUUUCUUCUUGUUUCCCGGGUUAAUCUCCUUGAAUCUUGGAUCGGCGGUUCCGACUCUGGGGGAAGCGCGCUUGCGAAGACGAAAAAAGCCCGACAAACUGUUUGGUUUCUCGGGAGGAUUUACCCCCCUACAACCAUCUCCCUAUUUUCCGGUCCAUGUCUAGGCGAGCCCACAAACGAAACCUCCAGCGUAGGAUUGUUGAUGCGUCGAGGCGCCGUUUAUUUGUUAAUGAUUUUUUUUUUUUGUCAUUUAUCGCUUUUCUCACUUUCUCCCCAUUGGAAGCCUAGGGUCUUAUCAGCGUGUUUGAUGUCGUAGCUCAGCCCAGUCUCCCUUCCACAUUCAUUGGCUCAAGGGGCACAGCCAACCAAAUUCCAGAUGCCGCACAGUGGUGUAUUCGCC